AUGACAUCCAUUGGUACAGGUUACGAUUUAUCAAAUAGUGUUUUUUCACCAGAAUAUGCCAUGAAAGCAGUUGAGAAUGGAGGAACAUCAAUUGGUAUUAAAUGUAAAGAUGGAAUUGUAUUAGCGGUUGAAAAAAUCAUAAAUUCAAAAUUAUUAGUCCCCGGUAAAAAUAAAAGAAUUCAAACUAUAGACAGACACAUUGGAGUUGUUUAUUCUGGUCUUUUACCCGAUGGUCGUCAUUUCGUUAAUCGUGGACGUGAUGAAGCACAAUCGUUUAAAUCUAUAUAUAAAACCCCAAUUUCAGUGCCUCAUUUAAUGGAUAGAUUAGGUAUAUAUGUCCAAAAUUAUACAUGUUAUAAUUCAGUUAGACCAUUUGGGGUUGUUUCUAUUGUUGGUGGUGUUGAUGAUAAUGGUCCACAUUUAUAUAUGAUUGAACCAAGUGGAAGUUGUUGGGGUUAUACUGGUGCUGCAACUGGUAAAGGUAGACAAACUGCUAAAUCAGAAUUAGAAAAAUUGGAUUUUGAAGACUUAUCAAUUAAAGAUGCAGUUAAGAUUGCUGCGAAGAUUAUUCAUUUGGCUCAUGAAGAUAAUAAAGAUAAAGAUUAUGAAUUGGAGAUUUCUUGGUGUUCGAAAGAAUUUACUGAUGGAAAACAUCAAUUUAUUCCUGAUGAUUUAUUAGAAGAAGCUAAGAAGUAUGCUGAAGAAGAUGAAGAAGAGGAAGAAGAAGAAGAAGAAGAUGAAGAGAUGCAAUCAUAG
Hemisphaericaspora subhashii is the source of this 756-nucleotide messenger RNA. RefSeq names its product proteasome core particle subunit alpha 7 (gene PRE10). Gene Ontology annotation, cellular component: nucleus; proteasome core complex; proteasome core complex, alpha-subunit complex. Lineage: Eukaryota; Fungi; Ascomycota; Pichiomycetes; Serinales; Debaryomycetaceae. The record is from RefSeq and is a predicted model, not a curated record. Bases 1 to 756 code for a protein of 251 amino acids. The transcript is spliced from 3 exons.